Messenger RNA from Gavia stellata (red-throated loon), 3064 nucleotides. It is a transcript of the gene DBT, whose product is annotated as dihydrolipoamide branched chain transacylase E2. Gene Ontology annotation, cellular component: cytoplasm; mitochondrion. Gene Ontology annotation, molecular function: acetyltransferase activity; lipoic acid binding. The transcript is spliced from 11 exons. NCBI's taxonomy places the organism in Eukaryota, Metazoa, Chordata, Aves, Gaviiformes, Gaviidae. The coding region runs from base 20 to 1501 and encodes 493 amino acids. The record is from RefSeq and is a predicted model, not a curated record.
UGCUUCUUCCCGGAGUAAGAUGGCGGCCGUGACCGCUCUGAGGAGCAGCUGCCGAGCCGCGGGGCGCCUGGUUUGCAUUCACCGUGUUAGAUCGUGCAGCAGCAUUCGCUUCAUAAAAUCAAAAUAUGUGUGCGUGUUUGACAAAUCUGCCCUCAAGUUUAGUCAUCAACAGCGAUUAUUCAGAACAUCUGCUGUUUCAUGUGGCCAAAUCGUCCAGUUUAAGCUUUCUGACAUUGGCGAAGGGAUUACAGAGGUGACUGUAAAAGAAUGGUAUAUAAAAGAAGGUGAUAGUGUGUCUCAGUUUGAUAGCAUCUGUGAAGUACAAAGCGAUAAAGCUUCCGUUACUAUUACUAGUCGUUAUGAUGGCAUCAUCAGAAAACUCCAUUACAAUUUAGAUGAAAUUGCUUAUGUUGGAAAACCGUUAGUGGACAUUGAAAUCGAUGCUUCAAAAGGUGUUGCCCCAGAAGAAGAUGUUGUUGAAACACCUCCUAUGUCUCAUGAAGAGCACACUCACCAAGAGAUAAAAGGUCACAAAACAUUAGCAACCCCUGCAGUUCGUCGUCUCGCCAUGGAGAACAAUAUUAAAUUGAGUGAAGUUAUUGGAACAGGGAAAGAUAACAGAAUCCUUAAAGAAGACAUACUCAAUUACUUGGCCAAACAAACAGGAGCUAUUUUACCUCCAUCACCGAAGGCUGAAAUUAUCCCACCUUUGCCAAAAUCAGAGACCGUGCCAGCCGCUGCAAAGGACAAAGCACGCAAAAUUCCUGUACCUGUUUCCAGACCCAUUGUGUUUUCAGGAAAAGAUAAAACUGAACCUAUAACAGGUUUUCACAAGGCAAUGGUAAAGACUAUGAGUGCAGCCCUGAAGAUACCCCACUUCGGUUAUUGUGAUGAGAUUGAUUUGACUCAGCUUGUUCAGUUGCGAGAAGAGCUGAAACCUCUAGCACAAAGUCGUGGGGUUAAGCUUUCCUUUAUGCCUUUCUUCAUAAAGGCAGCCUCUCUGGGAUUAUUGCAGUAUCCCAUUCUUAAUGCUUCUUUGGAUGAAAGCUGUCAAAAUGUCACAUACAAGGCUUCGCACAACAUUGGAGUUGCUAUGGACACAGAGCAAGGUUUAAUUGUCCCAAACGUGAAAAAUGUUCAAGUCUGUAGUGUGUUUGAGAUUGCUUCCGAAUUAAAUCGCCUACAGUCCCUGGGCUCUGCAGGCCAACUGGGAACAAAUGACCUCACUGGGGGAACAUUCACCCUUUCAAAUAUUGGCACAAUUGGUGGCACUUACGCCAAACCAGUGAUUCUACCUCCUGAAGUAGCUAUUGGAGCACUUGGAAAGAUACAGGUUCUUCCUCGGUUUAAUGGAAAAGGUGAAGUAUUUAAAGCACAGAUAAUGAAUGUGAGUUGGUCAGCUGAUCACCGCAUCAUUGAUGGAGCUACAAUGGCCCGGUUUUCUAACUUGUGGAAAUCUUACUUGGAGAGCCCUGCUUCGAUGCUGCUAGACCUUAAAUAAAGGAAACCAUGGCUAGAAUAUACCUUUAAACUUUGUGGAUUAGACUGAAUAAUUAUAAAAGCUGGCUCUGCUAGCACGUGCCCUUUGCUACUCACAUUAUAUAAUUAUUUUAUGUGGUUAAAAGUUCUCAACAGCUGAUACCAGUCUAUCAAUUAGUUGUUACUUCUUUUAAUUAGUAGUGCUGUAAUUUCUACAGCGAACUGUUAAACUUAAUAGGUCAUGGUGCAACUUCUGAAUAUAGUGAUGGAAUGUCUUUUAUUUUGCCUUUUAUAAUACAUACGGUUGUGAGGCUGGUGUGACUGAAUGACACUAUGUCUGCAGUAUUUAUAAUCUGAUUAACCUGUUUUGAAGGGAAAUACUCAUAGUUCUUCCUUGUUGGACACAAAUUUAUUUUAACAAAUAAUAUCCAAAUUCCCAAAAGAAGUUAUGCAAAAAUCAUAUACAAAUAAAUGCCUUUUAUGCUUCUGCUGUAAGAUGUCCAGAGAGCUUUUUGUUGUUUAACUGAGUAAACCUCUUAAGUCUUUUGCUAAACCACUUUUUCCUGGCAAUUACUUGCACAGGUACUCUUUAUCAAAUUAUAAAUGAAGAGGCCAUAUUUAUUCAAAUGCUUACUGAUAACUUUUAUUGAUAACUAUCAGGGCUUUAAUACUCUCUAGAAUAUCCUAUAUUUUUAUAGGCUGGAAGUAGUUGCAGUCCUUAAAUACUUUCCAGUUAUUUUUGUUUCUUAUAGAAAGGAUCUGCUUCUUUAAAAAAGAAAAAAAAAAAAAGGAAAGAAAGUAAGUAGGAUUUCAUUUGUUACUCUGUCAUUAGGUAAGCCUGAUAGUAAGCAGAACAUCUUCUAAAAGCUUGCAUGACCUUGUAUUAUUGAUGUUCAGAUACUAGCAUUUGACAGAUUAAUCAGAUACAAUAAAGAAUUAACAUUAAAAAAACCCUAUAUGUGAGAUCAGGACUUUCUAAACUCGGAUACAAGGCAUAUAAUGAAUAGAUUCAAGUUAAUGCCUUCAGAACAGACAACAGUUAUGUGGCUUUAAGGUAAACUACACAGAUGAUGAGGAUUGCACUGGUUAUUUAAUAGGAGAUAUGAAAAAACCCUGUUGGAUAUAAAUACCUUCUAGAAACCUAAGUUGCAAACAGACACAAGAAAAGACAGUUACAUGGCUUAGAAACUAAUUCGUGAGGCACAAAAUGGACAUUUUCUCCUUUCUUUAGAUAUAUCAAAAACUGCCUCUACAGGAGCAUUCUCCAAAAUUGUAGACCAAAGUUGUCUAUUGCAUUUAGCUGUGAAGAUGCAAGACACAAGCUACCAGAGGUAGAAUCUCUGCUAUCCUUGAUGUUGAGACUGAGCAAGAGGAAAGCUGGUAAUGUAGGGGAGGGAGCAUGGGAGCAUACAUGUAAGGUGCUAUUUAUAUUUCUAUUGUGGUAUAAGGGUCUUUUAUGUAUAGGUCACUUCUUGCAAAGUUUGACUAAUAUAUCCUGCUUAUCACCUAUUUAAUUUUUAUCGGAUUUAUUUAUUCCUAAUAAAAAUGAAAGCCACAAAGAAUUGUAGUAAUACUGUUUCUAUUU